GUCACAGCAUAAGCACAAGGCAGUGCUGCACGUUUCCAUGUGAUGUUUUCGGUUUUCGGCAUUCAGUGUUGUUUGCAUUUUACGCGGAGCUGGAGUUUUUUCUAGCAGCAAGUAUAUAUACUAUAUACUUAGUUAGAGUUCCGGUUGAAAUGUUCAAUUGUUGAAUAAAUUCGACUAAACGGUUAUUCGAAGUUAUUUUGAUUCAGUUACCCGGAAUGAGUGGAGCACAGCGGAAUCUGGAUCGCAAGAUCGUUGUCAUCGGAGCAGGAGCAUCGGGUGUGGCCUGUGCCACCAAACUCCUGGAAUUGGGCUUCCAAAAUGUUCUUGUCGUGGAGGCUGAGGAUCGUCUAGGUGGUCGCAUACACACAAUUCCUUUUGCGGACAAUGUCAUUGAUCUGGGAGCCCAGUGGUGUCACGGCGAAAGGGAUAAUAUUGUCUACGAACUGACCAGGAAACAUGAUGAGGAGCUUUUGGAAUCCACGGGUCCGGUGUAUGAGAACUACGAGUGUGUCAGGUCCAACGGAGAUGUGGUUCCCGACCAGAUAGCCAGUCGUUUGAAAGCUAUUGUUGGUGAUUCCCUGGUCACCCGGCAGUUGGAGCUGCGACACUGCAGCGGAUCCUUGGGCAGCUAUCUAAACAAUAAGUUUUACGACACUCUCCGGCGACCAGAAAACUCCGACAUAGAUUCCGAGGUGGCCAGGGAGUUCUUUGUUAAUUAUCAGAAAUUCGAAAACUCCGUCGAAGCCUCGGAUACGCUGGAACAGGUUUCCGGGCGGGGUUACCUGGACUACUGGGAGUGCGAGGGCGACAUCCUGCUGAACUGGAAGGACAAGGGUUAUGUGGAGCUGCUGAAACUCCUGAUGCGUUCUAGGGAGUUGAAAGUGGAGCAAGGAGUUCUGGAGCAACGAUUACUUCUCUCCACUCGAGUGCUGAAGAUCAACUGGAACCGAAACGAUGGACGUGUGGAGCUGCAACUGAGCAAUGGAGACACCUGUAUUGCCGACCAUGUAGUGGUCACCGUAUCACUGGGAGUUCUUAAGGAUCAGCACUUCCGGCUGUUCGAGCCACAGCUUCCUGUGGAGAAACAACGUGCAAUCGACGGUUUGGCUUUUGGAACGGUCAACAAGAUCUUUGUGGAGUUUCCCGAGGCUUUUUGGCCAGAGGAUUGGACGGGUUUUACACUGCUCUGGAGGGAGGAGGAUCUGAAUGAUAUCCGCGAUACCUCACGGGCAUGGUUGGAAGAUGUCUUUGGCUUCUACAGGGUGAGCUAUCAGCCCAGGAUACUGGCUGGCUGGAUCACCAAUGAAAAUGGCAGGCAUAUGGAAACUCUGCCCGCGGAUGAGGUCCAAGCUGGUGUGAUGUCUCUCUUCCGAAGAUUUCUUAAGUGGAAAAUCCCCGAGCCGUCGAACUUCCGUACCUCUGCUUGGUAUACAAAUGACAACUUCAGGGGAUCAUAUUCCUAUCGAUCCAUGGACACGGAGCAGCUGGGAACUGGAGCACGGGAGUUGGCUUAUCCUCUAACUGUGGUGGCCACAACACCAGAGAAAGAGAAUGAUGCGGAGGAUGAGCUGUGGCAGCAGAGUCGUUGCGAUAGACCUAUCGUACAGUUUGCAGGAGAGGCUUCUAGUGAACACUACUACUCCACGGUCCAUGGAGCAGUUGAGGCAGGAUGGCGCGAGGCCAGACGUUUGGCACAAUUCUACGGACUAAGCACGUCCCGUUCGGGAACGAAAUCACAACUCUAGCUGUAAGUUGGCGGGGGGGGAUAUCGUGAUAUAGACAACAGCGAUACCUGGAAGAUGUGAAAUUAGAACUUUGUCUUCGCAUUACAAGCAAAAUCAAGUAAAGAAAAAACAAUCAAGAAAACUGAACAAUACAUCCUGGAUAGACUUCAUAUGCCUAAGCUACUAAUUUACACAUACAUAUAUACGCCAUAGGUUAACAUAGGUGACAGAUUAUAUUUAUAUAUGUACAUGAGCAUGUCAAUAUGUCAACAAGUGUGCUGCCCAAAUAAAGCUGUGUUUAAGUCUUCUCUACCCUAAA
This is a messenger RNA of Drosophila eugracilis, 2043 nucleotides long. RefSeq names its product spermine oxidase. Bases 216 to 1745 code for a protein of 509 amino acids. Gene Ontology annotation, molecular function: polyamine oxidase activity. The record is from RefSeq and is a predicted model, not a curated record. NCBI's taxonomy places the organism in Eukaryota, Metazoa, Arthropoda, Insecta, Diptera, Drosophilidae. The transcript has 2 exons.